Messenger RNA from Leptopilina heterotoma, 1253 nucleotides. RefSeq lists its product as uncharacterized. Bases 381 to 1184 code for a protein of 267 amino acids. Lineage: Eukaryota; Metazoa; Arthropoda; Insecta; Hymenoptera; Figitidae. The record is from RefSeq and is a predicted model, not a curated record. The transcript has 5 exons. Gene Ontology annotation, molecular function: DNA binding.
AGAAUUUACUCAACUGGUACACUGAGAGAAGAAAAGCAAAGAUUCUGAAAUGGAAAAGUUCAGCAUCUGUACUCCAAUUGAACGCAGCAGUAGUGCCUCUGUGUGAUAGGUGUCUAGAGAUGCGAAGAGGUAAUAUAACCCGGAGAACGGUAACGAGAAUGAGAAUAUAACCGACCAAAAUUCUCCAAGAGAAUUUAUGAGAAUUUUUGUGUUUGUGUACGAUACAUAGUUUCUAUAGUUUAUCUCGUUUAUGUGAUUGGAUAAUUCGUUGGUUUCCCUCAUUUUCGUCUGCUAUUUUCAUGUGAAUAGAAAUAAUAGAAUUUACAUGUGAACUGCGCUUUUAUUAAUGGAAUGGUUAAAAAAAUAAGUCGAACGGAAACAUGACUAAACCGAAGAACAAUGUUUGGGAUUAUUUUAGACCAAAAAAAAAUAUAAAUGGAAACCUUGAAGGUUAUGCCUGCAUAUUUUGUGAUAUUUUAUAUCAGAAAAAUGCUACAAGACAAAAAAAACAUUUAAAUAAAUGUUCGAAAUGUCAGGAAGACAUUAAAAAAAUAUUCAACGUUGGAUUAGAAACUAACAAAUCUAAAAGUGAUAUGUCUUACUUCUUCAGUGUUGAAUCAUCAGAUAAUGCCCUUACCACGGAAAAUGAGGACGAUCAAAUUUUGCAAGUUUCUGGCGAUAAUAUUAUAUCUACAAAGAGUAAAGACAAAAUGAUUGGUUCAAAUCAACCUAAGCUGUUCACUGUGAAAAACUAUCACGAUUCAAUUACAUCAAAUGAACAGAAUGAGCUUGAUGAACAUUUUGCAAGAGCUAUUUAUAGUUCUGGGACGCCUUUGAGUUUAUUUGAAAAUAAAUACUGGGGAGAUUUUUUAAAAAAAUUGCGACCAGCUUGGAAAAAACCUUCGAGACACAAAUUGAGUGAACCUCUAUUAAAAACGGAGUUUAGAAUUGUUCAACAAGAUAUUUUUACAAAAGUAGCAGAAGCAAGUGUAGUUGGAAUACAAUGCAAUGGGUGGUCUAAUAGAAGGAAUGAAUCUAUAAUUAACGUCAUUGUUACUACUCUGGAGCCUGUUUUUAUGAGACCUACGACACAAAAGAUGAUUCUCAUACAGGAGAAUAUAUGGCAGAUCUUAUUCUGCAAGUGGCAGAUAAAAUCGGCAAUGAAAAAGUGUUAUCGGUCUUAACAGAUAAUGCAGCCGCUAUGAUAAAAGCAAGAAAACUAAUUAAGGGGUUACACCACCCUGAACGCCUAA